Messenger RNA from Trypanosoma rangeli, 1467 nucleotides. RefSeq names its product Alpha/beta hydrolase fold protein. NCBI's taxonomy places the organism in Eukaryota, Euglenozoa, Kinetoplastea, Trypanosomatida, Trypanosomatidae. The record is from RefSeq and is a predicted model, not a curated record. Gene Ontology annotation, molecular function: protein binding. The transcript has a single exon. The coding region runs from base 1 to 1467 and encodes 488 amino acids.
AUGACAGAGUUGCAUGCCGCUGCGGAAGUUGGUGACGUGUGGGUACUAAAUAAGCUUCGGUGGAGGAGUGACAUAGAUGUCAACGCGGUGGAUGCGGAAGGACGCACGACCCUUCACAUUGCAGCAGCACACGGCCGUAUAGCCUUUAUCAAAGCGCUGCUCACAAAGUUUAAGUCUGUUGACACAUGCAUUCUUGACAAGAACAAUAAAACAGCACUUCAACUGGCUCCACCAGAGGUUCAGAGGCAGAUGACGCUAUUUUUAUCAUUGAAAGAGGCCAAAGCGUUGGAACGAUGCACCAAGGACAAUGAGGAAAAGAAAGAAGAGGAGAAUGUAUACAAGGACAACGAUGUGGAGAGUGCGGAGAUGGUGAACCCGCGCGUUCUUCGCAAGGCCGUUAUGUGUGUCCUGCUCCCAUUCAUUAUCCUUAUUUUUCUUAAUGGCACUUUUUUCGCUCUUCAGUUUAUUAUCGUAACUUUGGCUUUUUAUUUUGUGUCGCUUGGAUACUUUGUCUCGGAAAUCUCCAUUCGCCCGCCGUGGUAUCAUCACCAUCCCAAGUCCACGAAGUUGACGAUACAUAACUGCCCGGACUACUGGAACGGGUGUAUUCAUGACCCACUCACAGACCUUGGACUUAUGUACGAUGACGUGUCCUUCACCUCCACGGAUUCCUAUACACUACGUGGGUGGCAUGUCCCACCUCCUGCUGAGAACGCACGAAAGAUGGGCCUUGUACUUGUGCAUGGCGGGGGCAGAGACCGACGUGCCUGGCUUCGCCAUGUGCCAUUUUUGCACCAGGCAGGAUACGGCUGUCUGCUAUUUGACUUCCGUGAGCAUGGUCUGAGCGAUGGAAAUAUGCGAGGAUUUACAUACGGCAUGAAGGAGCGCUUUGACGUGGUGGUGGCCUGCCAAUUCAUGCGGUCUAACUAUAAAUAUGAGCGAAUAUGUGCCAUGGGGACGAGUGUUGGUGGGUCUUCUGUUAUUAUGGCAGCUGCCAUUGAUAAGAGUAUCGAUGCCAUUAUCGCAGAAAACGCGCUGCUUACAUGUGCCACGCUUCAGGAUCAGAAAAUUGUUGAGAUGAUCGGUGGUUAUUUCUCCAGGCGGGCGUACAGUAUGUUUUUCUUUAACUUGUUCCGGCGCACCUCAUCGUUAUGGUUAAAUUUUCGUAUUGGUAAUAAGCCGACCAAGCACUGCCAAGCAUUACACUGCAUUGGGAAGAUUUCCCCAAGGCCCAUACUGCUGAUGCACGGAACCGCAGAUGAAUUGGUCCCGUAUCGCCACUCAUUACAGCUUUACGAUGCAGCGCAGGAACCGAAGGAGUUGUACAUCUCUGAGGGUGCCUUUCACUGCGGCCUGCACAAUACACACAAGGAGGAGUAUGAAGAGCGGGUUAUCAAUUUCCUUCAGAAGUAUGGGGGAGAGAAACGACCUGUGGAAGUGGGAGAGCCAGUAAAGAAGACGGAAUAG